UAUCAUAUAUGUAGCUUAAUGUGAUUCGUAUUGUACCUUCUCCAUCUCUAAAUUAUAGCUCAUAUAACACAAAUCAUUCUUGAAAGUGACGAAAUAUUAAACUCUAAAACAACUCUCUGUUAUAAAUUUACAAAGAAAAUAAAAGUAUCCAAAAGAUGUUCGUUAUAGGAUAAUGAAAGAAUAUUUAAUAACUCGUGCUUCUCUCGUGGGAAUUAUUUAUGAUGUAUAUAAAAAAGGUUAAGAUGAUUAGAGAGGACCAAAAGAAACAAAAAAAAAAGUUGCAAAAGCUGAAUUCUCUUUUCAUAAAUUUGGGCAUCGGUGCUCUUACAUUACAUUGUGGUGUGUCUGUAUGGACCGACCAGCUGACGGAAGCAGGUUUAAGGAGGGGGAAACUGUAGAUGCAGAUUUCUUGGUGGAUCUUCUCGAGACCUUUAGAUUUGGCAAAUAUAAUCUUCCCGCCAUAAAAAAUGUGCUAAACGCGGCGGCAAAGGUUACACCGGCGACGGAGCAGCAGGACAAAACCACCGAGAAGCAGGAUGAAGGGGAGGAGGAGGAUGAUGGAUCUCAAGGUCUCGUAGGGAACACGUCUGUUCAUGAAAGCAUAGGAUCGGUGUCUUCCAGUUCAGAUACAAUAAUACUGGAUACUAUGAGUGAAACCGGUUCACAUAAUGAACCCGUUUCAAACGAAGAAUCCGUUUAUAAUUUGUUGGAGUCGAACUCCACAGACUUACCUAAUGUAGAGAACGAAAGGCACCAGAACGCAGAGGAAGGUGAGAUAGUAGUAGUAGAAGAAGAAAAGGACAAAGAAGAAGAAGAAUACAAAAACAGCAAGAGAACAUCAUCUGAAUCGGAAGAAAAAUCAAACCUAGAGAAGUUGCUUGCGAUGCAAGAAAACUACGAGCUUUAUUGUCCAAGCUGUAGCUCGUGUAUCACCAGGAAAGUGAUUAUUAGGAAAAGGGAACAUGGGAAGCUCGUUGAUUUGUUACCUGAAUCAAGCGAAAUUGAGGAGAUUGAACCACCGGUUAAGGCGCAUGCCCCUGAGAAGCCUAUUGAGAAUGAUGAUCAAGAAGAUAAACAUGAGGGAAGCUAUAUACUCGCUUGCUUGGCCUGUCUGAAGUACUACAUCAGAUUAGGAACCAGCAGGUUCUUACAACGAGAUUAUGCCAGGGGAAAACCGGUUGAUGAGCAAGUAGUACAUUUAGAGCCGAGGAAGAGUAGUAACACCGCAGAAUCACUGCCUCAAAACAAACCGGACCGUGAAAGAUUCACCGUUGAGCUAUUGAAGAGCACCGUGUACGGCGGUUUAACCGAGAACAUCACAAGCCUCGUCGUUGUAUCUUCCGCCUCUGCCUCCGGUUCUUCCACCGAGAAUAUCUUGGCUCUUGCGGUCGCAAAUUUAGCCGGUGGUCUCAUCGUCCUUGCUCAAAACCUUCACGAUCUAAGAAACAAUUCAGAUCAAGAGAAGGAUCGGUACAAUGAAUUGUUAGGGAGACGUGAUAAUAUUCGGAUGCAUGUGUUAGUAGCGGUCCUGUCUUACAUUUUCUUCGGCCUAAUCGCUCCACUGGUUUACGCAUUUGCCUUCUACCAAACCGGAAUCAAGAACUACAAGCUUGUUUCGGUUUUCUCGGUUUCUCUGUUUUGCGCAAUCAUGCUCAGUAUGAUCAAGGUCUACGUCCGUAAACCGGUUAACGUACGUGAAUCGCUCAAGCCUUAUCUCAAAUCUGCUGCGUAUUAUACGUCUAUUGUUGUUGUCUCUUCUGGAAUCUCAUACAUUGUUGGAGAAAUUGUGGGAGAGUACAUCCGAGAGCUCGGUUGGUUUAGUUUACACCAGACCGGUUUGAAUUCAACAUUUGACGGAAUUAAACAAGAGGAAUACCGGUUUACUUCCUUUUAACGUAGCCAAAGGAGUAAGGGAGAGACUCAGAGAGCCAUGAAGUAUGAACCAGUCAGAUCAGCGUUGUAUAUUUGUGUUCAACUAAAUAUACCUUUUUCUUGCGUUCUUUUGGUUUAUGCAAAGUGGACUUGUGUAAAAGGUCUUUCAUCUUUGAGGUUUUUAUUUGAUAACGGAGUAUCUCUUUGAGUUCA
Messenger RNA from Raphanus sativus (radish), 2085 nucleotides. RefSeq names its product membrane protein of ER body 2. The transcript is spliced from 6 exons. Bases 350 to 1894 code for a protein of 514 amino acids. Lineage: Eukaryota; Viridiplantae; Streptophyta; Magnoliopsida; Brassicales; Brassicaceae. The record is from RefSeq and is a predicted model, not a curated record.